UCAAAAUUCAAAUACAUCUUCCCUUGAUUAAAACUCCACCAAUCCAUUAGCCUUCCUCAUUAGUUGACUUUCUAAUUAAUCUAUUACAUCCCUUCCCCAAAUAACAACCACUACUACAACAUCUUCUUCCAUGGAUGCACCUCAAAAAUUGACCAUUAUAUUUCUCCCUAUCCCCUCCUCAAUAAACCUCCAUUCAAAACACCCUUAAACAUUUUCACACCAAAUUCAACACAAAAAAAAUAAAUAAAAAAUAAAUGAACUCCACAAAUACCAACUUUCCAGAAGAAGAAAGUAGCACAAUAGGAGGGUUCACAUACGGGGUAGGAGUCUCAUUAGGCAUCCUUAUACUAAUCACAACAAUAACACUAGCAUCCUAUUUUUGUACUCGAGAUGACGGGUCAGAAGGGCAUCAACAAAGGCAAACACAAGAUCAAGAUCAAGAUCGAGAUCGAGAUCAUAUCAUCAUAACAAUUGAAGGAAUUGAUGAAGAUACUUUGAAGACAUAUCCAAAGUGUUUAUAUUCACAACUUGAGAAUAACAAUAAAAUUAAUAACAAAAAAGAGACGUCAACAAUAAAUUGUUGUUCAAUAUGUUUGGCGGAUUAUAAAGGGAAAGAUGUAGUAAGACAAUUAGGAGAAUGUGGACACGUAUUUCAUCAAAAAUGUGUAGAUCCAUGGCUUAGACUACACCCAACUUGUCCUGUUUGUAGGACUUCUCCUUUGCCUACCCCACAAUCAACACCUCUUGCUGAGGUUGCUCCUCUUGCUUCUUCAAGAAUUGUUGGGUAAUUUUAAUUAUUUUUUUUAUUUUAAAUUGUUUAUAAAUGCAUAUGAUGAUAAUUAUAAUUUAGGCUUCGAUUUUUGGGCACUGACAAUUUACAGGGCAAAGAAAGAGUUUAUUAAUUAAUUUUUGUAAAUGUAGGAUUUUUUUUAGCAAGUCUUGUAUGAGACCGUCUCACCGCACGGGCUCAUAUAAACAGCCCAAAGUUGAAUUUACACAGACGGUUUUUUCAUCAAAAUUAAGAAAUUUAAAAUUGGCUUAACUCAUAUUAAGCCAUUUUUCGGUGAGACGGUCAUUGUAACUGUUUGUUAUUUUGGUAAUUGAGUUCAGUUGACUUUGUUUCAUCUGGUUUAAGUUAAUCGUCACAAUGGGUGCG
Messenger RNA from Amaranthus tricolor (Joseph's coat), 1156 nucleotides. Its product is annotated as RING-H2 finger protein ATL70-like. Lineage: Eukaryota; Viridiplantae; Streptophyta; Magnoliopsida; Caryophyllales; Amaranthaceae. The transcript has a single exon. The record is from RefSeq and is a predicted model, not a curated record. The coding region runs from base 255 to 788 and encodes 177 amino acids.